CAUAAAUGUUAACAAAAGCUUGCCAGCCUCCCCAUUCAAGGCACUUCUAGUUAUACUACUCCUCACUCUUCUAGCUAGCUACCACCACCAUGCUCCUCCUCAUCUUCCUCUUCCUCCUCCUCUCUUCCCAUCUGGACGUCGCAUUCUCCGCCCACUGCACCACCGUCACGGCCACCAAAACUUUCCAAAAAUGCAUGACACUCCCUACCCAACAAGCCUCUAUAGCAUGGACCUUCCACCCCCACAAUGCCACUUUAGACCUUGUUUUCUUUGGCACCUUCAUUUCACCCUCCGGCUGGGUUGGAUGGGGGAUUAAUCCUACCUCCCCCGGAAUGACCGGGGCACGUGCCUUAAUCGCCUUCCCGGACCCGAAUUCCGGUCAAAUCAUCCUCCUACCAUUCAUCCUAGACCCUACUGUAAAGCUCCAAAAAUCCCCUCUCCUUUCACGCCCCCUCGAUACCCAUCUUCUCACUUCCUCCGCCACCUUAUACGGCGGCAACAUGGCCACAGUUCACAACGGUGCUACCAUCCAAAUCUACGCCACGUUGAAACUUGUACCAAACAAAACAAAGAUCCACUAUGUCUGGAACCGUGGACUCUAUGUCCAAGGCUACUCACCAACCAUACAUCCAACCACCUCCAGUGACCUAUCCUCCAUUGUCACCAUAGAUGUCCGGUCCGGCUCCUCUGCUGCCCAACACGACAACAUCAAAACGCUGAGAACUGCGCACGGAAUCAUAAACGCCAUCUCAUGGGGGCUUAUUCUGCCAAUUGGGGCGGUGACAGCGCGCUACCUUCGGCACAUACAAGCGCUGGGGCCUGCUUGGUUUUAUGUUCAUGCAGGCAUGCAAUUGUCUGCGUUUUUCUUAGGAACUGUGGGGUUCGCCAUCGGCAUUCGGCUCGGCGAGCUGUCGCCGGGUGUGGAAUAUGGGCUUCACAGGAAGCUUGGUUUUGCAGUAUUCUGCUUAGGAGGGCUGCAGACACUCGCUCUGUUGUUUAGGCCUAAAACCACAACCAAGUUCAGAAAGUACUGGAAAUCUUACCACCAUUUUGUUGGGUAUUCUUGUGUUGUUCUUGGGGUUGUGAAUGUUUUUGAAGGAUUUGAAGUGAUGGGAGCCAGCAGGUCAUAUUCAAAGCUGGGAUAUUGUCUGGGGCUUUCAACCUUGAUCGGUGCCUGCAUAGCUUUGGAGGUGAAUUCAUGGGUUAUCUUCUGUAGGAAAGCCAAGGAAGACAAGCUGAGGAGAGAAGGAUUAAUUGGGAGUUCUGAUAAAGGAAGUGGAAUUCAUAGUUGACAACUCAGAAAUUUUGUGUGCUUCAAAAUUCAAAUGGUUCUUCAUGCUCCUGCAUGGAACUUAAUUUUGUGAAAGUAGGUGAAUCUUGAAGAUCUUUGUCAAUUUUCAUGUUCAAUAUAUAUAAUGUAAGGAUUUUUUUUCUUCUUCU
Molecule: messenger RNA, 1440 nt
Organism: Corylus avellana
Lineage: Eukaryota; Viridiplantae; Streptophyta; Magnoliopsida; Fagales; Betulaceae
Product: Auxin-responsive family protein
Source: RefSeq, a predicted model, not a curated record